Portunus trituberculatus (swimming crab) is the source of this 4353-nucleotide messenger RNA. It is a transcript of the gene Dop2R, whose product is annotated as dopamine D2-like receptor. Gene Ontology annotation, biological process: adenylate cyclase-activating adrenergic receptor signaling pathway. Gene Ontology annotation, molecular function: dopamine neurotransmitter receptor activity, coupled via Gi/Go; G protein-coupled receptor activity. The transcript is spliced from 8 exons. The record is from RefSeq and is a predicted model, not a curated record. NCBI's taxonomy places the organism in Eukaryota, Metazoa, Arthropoda, Malacostraca, Decapoda, Portunidae. The coding region runs from base 212 to 2002 and encodes 596 amino acids. Gene Ontology annotation, cellular component: membrane.
GCUGGUGGAGGGAGUCAGCAGUGCCAGUCAGGUUGUGAGCGUUGCGCUGCCACCACCGUCCACCACCAUCUCGCUCGCGCCUCGCUCCUCGGUGUUGUGAGAGCCUUGCGUCCUCGCCUUCCACAGCUCCGCUUCUCGGCGUCCCUUGGCCUUGCCGCCAGCGGGCACCGGCAGGUCUUGAGCUGAGCCUCGGUGGUGUGGGUGACCAGUCAUGUCAUCCACAUUGUUCCCGCCGUCGUCCGCUCCGUCUCCAUCUGUGGGGGCGGUGUCCUCGGGCGUGCCCACGGGACUAAAGGCUCUGGCUCAGACUCUUCCCGUGCUCAAGGUGCCCAACGUGACCGACAAGGAGGAGGAUUCCGUGGAGGCACAGUACAACGGUGGAAUAGUGAACGGGAACGAAGAACUGGCCACGGUUCCUGCCAACACUCGAAUCCCUUCCGUCAUCGUGGACGUGGUCAGCAUGUGUUUCCAGUAUGACAAUUGCACCACUAAUGGGACGGAGAUCGCGGCAAAGAACUGUACCGUGAAUUGUACCUCGGAAGACCCUUACGACACGGAGAGGAACUACUGGACUCUGCUGCUACUGCUGUUCCCAGUCUUCACCGUGUUUGGCAACAUUCUGGUGCUCAUGUCCGUAUACAAGGAGCGUUCGCUGCAGACCGUCACCAACUACUUCAUAGUGUCUCUGGCGGUAGCUGACCUUCUCCUCGCCUCCUUCGUCAUGCCCUUCGCCGUCUACUAUCUGUUGUGCGGCUACUGGGGCCUGGGACCCUUCGUGUGUGAUGUGUACGUGGCCAUGGACGUGGUGUGCUCUACAUCGUCUAUCUUCAACCUAGUGGCCAUCAGCAUAGACAGAUACAUCGCCGUGACGCAGCCCAUCGCCUACUCCCAGUCUAAGAACAACAGACGCAUAGUUUUCACCAUCGCUAUCAUCUGGGUGGUGUCGACGGCCAUUGGAAUCCCGCUGUUCUUCGUCAACCAGUGGAACGCGUCCAAGAGAUCCGCAGACCCAGAGCCGGAGUGCGCCUUCCUCAAUGCAGACUUCAUCAUCUACUCGUCUAUAUCCUCGUUCUACAUUCCCUGCAUCGCUAUGAUCUACCUCUACUGCAGGAUAUUCAAGGCUUUAAAAGAGCGAGCCCGCAAAAAGAAGCCGAAAGUGAGCGAAAUCAAGGCGGGGAGCGUGAUAGAAAACGUGACCCAGACGAGGAUGUUAGAGACAGCACUGAGUUCGGAGGCGUCCCAUGCACCGCCUGCCCCAGCCAAAGGCCUGCCGCCGCCGCUCAUCGAGGAGGACAGGAACACCAACAACACAAGCAACAGUCAGGACGAAGAUGAGGAUGAGGUGGACGAGGCGGGAGUGGUUCUGACGGGCGCCGAGAACUGCCACAUCAUCAAGAACCCGAGGCCGGAAGAGCUAAACCUUGGCACUGUCAGGGAAGAAGAGUCGAUGGAGAGAGGAGGGGCGACAGCCGCUGUACAAUCCACGAGGAAUGGAGCGGCGGAGGUGGUGCGGGGAGCGGAGGGGCGGGGUGCGGUACAGCCUGACCCCUCGCCAAGAAAGGCUCUUCUCGUAAAGCAGAAGAAAGUGAAGAUCCAGUCUAAGAGGAACGGCGCGGCGGGCGGAAGGGCGCUGGAGGGCGGAGAGCUCAUGGAGAAAAAAGACAAGAAAGCGUCUUCAGCUCGCUUCACCAUUUACAAGGUGAACAAAGCCAGCAAGAAGAAGAGGGAGAAAUCGUCCGCCAAAAAGGAAAGGAAAGCGACGAAGACCCUUGCCAUCGUUCUGGGGGCUUUCCUGGUAUGCUGGGUCCCAUUUUUCACCUGCAACAUCGUGGACGCCAUCAGCAAGAAGACGAACAUCAAAAGCCUCGAACCCAGCGUGACUCUGUUUUGGCUGACCACCUGGAUCGGCUACAUGAACUCCUUCCUCAACCCCGUCAUCUACACAAUCUUCAACCCGGAGUUCAGAAAAGCCUUCAAAAAGAUCCUCGUGUGUCAGAGCUAGCCGGGGACAUGCCACUUCCUCCUUAUCAGAAUUAUUUUUAUCCCAUUUUAAAGUUUUGCCGCGUAGGUCACAAAAUAUGGUAGAUAAAAUGAACCUUCUUUUUUCGUAUGUAAUUAUAACAAAAAAACGGACCAGGAUGUUGUGUUUCUCUGUAGUUCUCAGUGUUAAGCUAAUAUCUAAGGUCAAGUGUUCGUGUGAGAGAAGGCACGAGGCGGUCUGUAUCUGUGUCCCGUUCUCUGAGUCUGUUGUCUGUGGCGUUCUGUGGUGCAGGGAGAAAUAAACACGCCCACACACACACACACACACACACACACACACACACACACACACACACACACACACACACACAUACACACACACCUCUUAAUUUCCAGUAAUGCCAUGAAGUGAAAAAAAAAUUACAGUUAAUAAAAUAACCAACCUUUACCACCAAACAUUUCGUGGAGUUCAACAGAGACAGGGAAAGGGGGCGGGGAAAUAAUGGAUGGUGAAAUACGCAUGAAUGGAAACAAGGUAGUAGUGCAUUUGUUUCAAAGAGAGAGUUCUGAAGUGUUUUGUCUUUUAGGUGUUCAAUGUACAUAGUUUACGAAGAUCAUACAGUAUUACAAAGCCUGGGACACAAAUUUACGACACUACACAGCUUUCACACCCUCGCCCACAGCACCACCAGUACAGACUCCACCGACAACAGACUGACUCCUCUCCCAAUACCAAGAGCUUGCGUAUAACCGGUCCAAAGCGUGUGGUCCAUGUACAUAUAACCUGUCUCAUCCGUUGCUUGGCUUAGCUCAUAGAAUGACACAAAUGCAGUUGUUGUUAUUGUUGCUAUACUCUGCUAGACUAAGCCAGGGUGCUGCAUACGUCUCUUCCAAAAAAGCAACGCCAGCCAUGGCUUGUCACCCAUCGAACACCAAAGCAGAGUCCCGCGUAUGGAAUGGCCUCUCACUUUCCAGAAACACCAGAAAAUUAACGAAAAAAAAAGUUCCCAAGUGUGAUACUACAGACUGAAGUGAGGUUGCUGCCGCACCGUGCCCGCCAGCCCGGCGUGAGCCCACCGACUCAUUGCGGGUCCGCGGCGUCGGGAGCCGGGCGUCGCCGGACCCCGCCGGGGAGCAAGGUCCACCUGCAACCUCCGCCUGACACUUGCCUCUCAUUCACCAAGAUAGACUUUCUCCAAAAUCUCGGCAACUAAUUGGUUCAGUUUAUGUUUUGGAAUGCGUACUGGUGUGGUACGUUUCCAGCGUGUACGGUACUUGUUCAGCGUAACACUGCUGCAGUGUGUCCCCGCCACUGAUACAAGGCGAUGAUUUGUGUUUUUAUUUCAGCCAUCAUGAUUGUUUUCCCCGCAAAAGGAGUUUUACGUUGGCGUUUCCAUAAUUCUUCGACCACAACUGUCGUCCCUGUACGUUAAGAGUUGCCGCCUCUGCAGCAGCCGUGCCUCCUUGCCCUGCCGGCAGCCGCUGAUGAGCAUCACAGUCCAGCUUCCAGACACACGGUAGGGCCCACGCCACGCCCGCUGGCUUAAGCCCAUCUUGCCCCUACAUUUAACCAAAAGUCGCAUUCUUACACUUCAUAUAAAUAUAUAUUAUUUUUUCGAGUCACAAGGCUUCCCAGCUCCUGCUACAUGACAAACAGGCCUGAUGGCCUCUCAGACUAAUCCCACCGGCUGUAACAACAGUUCACUUACGGACUGGCCUUCCAGUCCACCAAGCUGUCCCCGCAGCCCCAGCACUCACAGCCUCCAGGCCGCCCCACAGCCUGCCACACAGACAUCAUCAUCACUCACAAAGGUGCUUGCUGUAUGGAUGUUAUGUAGAAUCUAUAGUUUUUUUUAAUAUAUAAAUAAAUAAACAAAUAUAUAUAUAACCUUUUUUGUUUCUGCCGGAAGAUUAAAUUUUAUAUUUACUACAGAUAUGUAUAGUGAUACUUUAUAUCGCCACAUAAUAUAUAAUUAUAUAUAAAUAUAAAUAUAUAUAUAAAUAUAUACAUAAACGUAUAUAUGUAGUCUAACCAGUGUGCCGAAUCCUCUCCGCCAACGGCCCGCGCCGCGCCCAGGCCACCUGCCGGCACUGAGGACACGGACACACGCAAACCCAACCCAAAAAAACAAUAAAUGCAUAAAUAAAUACAAAAUCUGGGCCCUAGAAUAUGUACAUAAUAUAUUUACUGUAACUAUCUCUGUGUACAAAUGUAAUAUGGAGUGUACAUAGGAGUGUGUACGUAGAUGUACCGGCGAGUGACCGUGAUAACCCCAUUACUUAGUGUCCGUGCUUAGUCUCCUUCCGCCCUGUGUACCGUGUGUACCGUGUGUGUGUACCCUCCCUCACUGGUGAAUAAACGGAACGCCUGUA